Molecule: messenger RNA, 8905 nt
Organism: Epinephelus lanceolatus (giant grouper)
Lineage: Eukaryota; Metazoa; Chordata; Actinopteri; Perciformes; Serranidae
Gene: igsf10
Product: immunoglobulin superfamily, member 10
Cellular component (GO): extracellular region
Molecular function (GO): protein binding
Source: RefSeq, a predicted model, not a curated record
CCUCUGCGCCUCAGACACAGUGGGCUCAUCUGUGGAGUCAAACUGGAGGACUACUGAAACUGAAUGUGGACUUUUUACUCUUUUGUCGGGAUAUUUACAUUUACAGGUGCAGCAGUUUGGUUUUCUACAGCUGUUGACGCACGGUGAAGAUAAACGUAGGUGGGUUUCAUUAAUGGUCCGGGACAAAGUCUAGCCUCCCCCUUGUCCGUGCAGCUGAAUCCCCAUCCCCGUGCACAAUGAGCGUGUGUGGCUGCAGCGCCUCAUACCUGCGGAGGUGGCUCCUGAUGGCUCUGUUGUUCUUGGCUGCCGCGCGGCCGUCGAGCGGUGACUGCCCCAAAUCAUGCGCCUGCUACGUUCCCACUGAAGUGCACUGCACCUUCAGAUACCUGACCGCAAUACCUGACCACAUCCAACCAGCUGUAGAAAGAAUUAACCUCGGGUACAACAGUAUAACUGUCUUGAGAGAAAGUGAUCUUUCAGGACUUGAAAACUUGGAGUUGUUGAUGCUGCAUAGCAACACUAUCCACAGUAUUGAGGACAGAACCUUCCAAGACCUCAAGUCCUUACAGGUCCUGAAGAUGUCCUUUAAUAAAGUAAAGGAAAUCAAGAAAGAGACGUUCAAAGGCCUGGAGAGUCUCCUGAGACUCCACAUGGAUCACAACCACAUUGAGUUCAUCAGUCCAGAGGCUUUCUAUGGCCUCACCAAGCUACAGUUGGUCCAUCUGGAGGGUAACCACCUCCAGCAGCUCCACCCAGACACAUUCAUCACACUGAGACACAGCCAGGUGUUCAAGGUGUCCUCAGUGAGGAACAUCCACCUGUCAGACAAUCUCCUCACCACUCUGCCCGCAGAUAUUUUCUUGGGUUGCAGCCAGUUAGAGAACCUCUUCCUUCAUGGCAACCCAUGGAUUUGUGAUUGCCGUAUGAAGUGGUUUGCAGUGUGGACACAGAGGAACACAGGUGUGCUGAAAUGCAAGCGAGACAGGAGAUAUCCGAGAGGCCAGCUGUGUCCUGUUUGUGCAGAUCCUGCCUCUUACCACAACAGACCUCUAUCCCUUCUCUCCAGUGACACCUUCACUUGUGCCAAACCCUGGAUCGAACCCCAUCUAAAGUUGAAGAACAUCACUGUGGAUGAGGGAGACUUUACUCCAGUAUCCCCCAAGGACUUCAUUGCCCCAUUAGGGUCCAUGCAAUUGAACCUGACUGACCAGUAUCACAACGAUGCCAGUCUAUCCUGCACUGUCCAGAGGCCCUCUGCUUUCGAGAACUUGACACAAUCCUUGGAAGUGGAGGAGGCAAACAAUGUCACUGUGAUUACCACUGUCAUAACAACAUAUUUGGUGUGUAACAUUGACUAUGAACACAUACAGCAGCUGUGGCAGAUCCUGGCCACCUACAGUGACUCUCCCAUGACACUGGAGAGAGGCUUUAUGCUGGCAAGAAUCCCAGAAAUGAUAUUCAGAUAUAGUCAGAUGAAAACAAAGGAGGGAGAGGAAGGAAUUCACACAAACAUUGUAGCUGACAUUAAAGCCUCCCCUGCAUGGUUGAUGCAGGGGGAGAUAAGCUUUCAGCUUGACCGCACUACUACCACUUUCUCUACUCUGCACAUUAAGUACCAGUCUGCAGUCAACCUACGUGUGGAAAACACAGUACCCAAAAGGGACCGCUACUCCUGGACCAUGAUCAAGCGAGAUAACCAAACCAAGACUGAGCACGCUGUAGUCACAGGUGGUGUGGUGCAAUUAAACUGUCAAAUCCGGGGUGAACCAAAGCCUUUGUUGGAGUGGAUUUUACCAGAUGGAAGUAAGGUCAGAGCUCCAUACUCCAGUGAGGACAGGAGGAUCAUAAUCACUGCUGAAGGGAAGCUUACUGUACGAGGUGCAGAUGCCUCAGACACUGGCCUCUACCGGUGCAUCACCACAAACUACCUGGAUGCAGACAUCCUCAUCUUUCGAGUGACAGUUCUGUCCCCUGAUGUGGAAGAAGCUGAGGUCAACGGUGUCCAACUCUCAAGGCCACUGGGUGGAAAUUUGGUUUUGGACUGUAGCUCUUCAGGAAGUCCUGAGGCCUCGGCACAGUGGGCACUCCCUGACCAUUCAGUUCUGGAUAAGUCUCAGGGAAACAGGAAGGUGUUUGAGAAUGGAACCUUGCUGAUUCAGGGUCUCACAGAAAGGGACAGAGGAUUUUAUAGAUGUUUGGUUUCUAAUCACAUGGGAGUUGAUCUUCUUGUUUCUCAGGUAACAGUGACUGGAGAAAUGUCUGAAAAGAUGACUGUUUUGGACAAUGAGGGAUCAGGGGUAAAAAUGGAGGACAAGGUUGACCCUAGUUUGACUGAAAACACAGUCACACUCAACGAGAUCCCCUCUUCCAGCCCCUUUGACAAAACUAGUCAGGAAUCCAGGACCAUCACAUCAGAUCGACCUUACCCCAGACUCAGGUCAAGAGGCAGGGGAGGUGCUGGAGGUAGGCUGGGACAGAGAAGGAGGGGGCCAGUAAGCAACAGACGCAUCUGGGGUAGUAGGGUGUUUGAUAAAGCUUCCAGGAAAGUGGAUCCACAGAAAUUUGCUGAAUAUUUGAAAAAGGCUCAAGAUGGAUCAAGAAUAAAGACUGGCACAAACAAGGGGGAAAAAUAUGAAGACUCAAACACUGGUGUUUCUGGUGAUGGUGAAAUUGGCUCUGGUAAUGACCAUGGUGAAGAUCAUCUCAUCAUUGUGCCAAGUACAGUCAAACCAACUACAGAUGAUCUACAGAAACACAGAAUAUUUGGACAAGAGAACGAGGAGCCUGAAGCUGUAACAGACACACAGGCAGGUCAGGGUAGUUUGAUUGAUUUUAGUCAGGUGACAGAAAAUACAAACACACCAACAAAAGAGUUGUAUAUGCAGUCAGAUUCUACACCAAUUAGGUCGACAUUUAUACACCAUCCAACAGAAUGGGAUGAGAGUCAAAGUGAUGCAGUUACACCUUAUAAUAAAAUUUCAUACAACGCAGACCUUUCUAGUUUUGAUGAGACCAGUGAUUCUUAUACCCUGGAAAGAACUACCAAGCCAGAUUCAAACAGGCGCCCAGUCACUCUCCAACUUACUGUGACAGACAGGUCACAAGAAACUCAGCUCCAGUUCUCAGGAGAACAACCUGCAGAGCCAGAGACAUCCACUGGAGCAGCGCUAUCAUUUACCACAGACCCUCAUGUCACUCCCAUGAGGGAUGGCCCAGGCCCAGUGGAGCUAGUCGUUCACACCUCCACAGAUCCAGAAAGCCAGACAACAUUCACAGCAGUCACAACCACAGAGAGGCAGCAAGAUGAGAUAACCUUCCACACUACCCAGACAAUCAAAUCCCCUCGCCUACCAGCAGGAUCCACCAUUAUCUCCCAGCAACAAAUACAUAUCAUCCCACGCAAGAACGGCAGAGGAGGGGGGCGCAGGAGGACCUUCCAAGGCCGCAGGAGGAUUGUUAAACCCAACAGGAUCACUGACAUACAGUCCUUCAUCAAUAAACUUAAACAGCCCUCUUUGAAGAAGGAAGGGAAUGCCACUGUGCCUUACAGAAUUGAGCUGACCACAGACUGUGACUGUGAUGAAGACAAAAAGAAGGCAGCAACUAGUCAUCUGCAGGUGGUCAAACCAACAGCUCCCUCCAGCUCAUCUUUGCACAUAACAGAGAGACCUGCCUCUUAUCAAAAAACUGCAGCUUCUAGUUCAAAAGCCCCCUCCACCCAUACCGAGUCGAGGUCAGAGGCUUUCAGUAACUACAUAACCUCUGCUGAUGCUCCUGAGUUUGACCCUACAAUAGAUCCAUUUUUGAUAGACAAAAAAACAUCAGCCUCCACCACAACCACUACAACAACAGCCUCUAAGGUCAUCCGUGGAAAAAUUCCAUGGAACAGGCUGUUUGGAGGCAGAGAGAGAGAAGAUAUACUGAGCAGGCUAAGGAAGCCACCCAAAAAAACCUCGACUACAGCUGAAACUACAUCAGCAACCCCAACCACAACCCCUGCUGCAAUGCCCACCACCACCGCAAACUCACUUUCUGAACCUGAGACUCUGUCCCCAUCCAGACACACACAGAGCAAAGAGGGCUCAUUAGAUGAUGACUAUGGAGAAUCUUCCUCUGUAGAUUUUAAGUCCACAACACUGGGACCCAGCUUUCACUAUCAGAGUACUACCAGCCCAUCCUAUUACUCCAAGGCUGCAACCACUGUGGAAACACCACCAGAAUCACAGACUCUACCCUCCCCACCUACUGUCAGACCACCUUCAUAUGAAAAACCUGAUGACACCUUAUCAUCUGGGUCUGGGGGACUACCUGAUAAUUGGUUUGUGGUCAGACAGAGGCCUGGUGGGACUAGAGGACGGCAAGGGCGAAGAAGAAGGCCAUUAAGGGGUAGGAGACCUUUCAAGAAACCUGCAAUCACCAAAUUGCACCCUAUUACCACAGCUGAGGCUUUAACUACAACUAUGGAAGCUACAGUGGAGACUACUACACUACCACAAUGGACUGUUUCACCCUACAAGCCCCUUUACAUACCAUCUAGGAAAGAGGACGGAACUCCAGUAGUUGUUUCCACUGACCAUACGUCAAAGGAAGAGACUGACUUAUAUGAGGAAUCUGACUGGAGCACAUCUAGCAAUUCACCAGCCUAUACUACAACCAAAACUCCUUUAAUCCCUUCCACCACACUGGCCCCCACCACUACAUUCAUGCCAAUUACCACAAAAGUGCCCUACACAACAACUCGGACCAAAGUCCACAGCAAUAUCAGACCACCAACACAGCGGAACAGUGGUUACGCCACUCGCAGGCCGCCAAUGAGGAGAAUCAGACCUACUGUGCAGAGCAGUGUUGCCAGAGACAUUGGAAACAAAGGCCUUGACAUACUGGUCAUACUUAUAGGUGAGCAGGGAAACAUUAACGGCCCUGCCCCAUACAACAACAUAGGCUCACACAAUGCCAUCACUAGUGUUUAUGAUCAUGUCACUGGCAAUGAAGCUGGCUUUGAACCCACUACAGAGGCCAUGACAAGCAAACCUAAGAUAGUUGGGGGCAAUGCUGCCAGCUUCACUGUGUUAUCCAACUCAGACGCGUUCCUGCCAUGUGAGGCUGUUGGAGACCCUCAGCCAAGAAUAACAUGGAAGCGCCUCUCCCCAACCACAGGAAGCAGUGUUACAGUUAUUGGGAGGAUGGGCAAGUUCGAAGUGUUGAGCAACGGCACGCUGUUGAUCCAGAAUGCUAACAUUAAGGACCGUGGCCAGUACGUCUGUCUAGCUGAGAAUGAUCAUGGAUCAGACAAACUCCUCGUCACCCUCUCUGUGGUGGCCUAUCCCUCACGCAUCCUGGAGCCUAAAUUGCGUGAGAUAAAGUCUCAUGCAGGAAAUACUGUAGAAAUGAAAUGUAAAGCAGAGGGUCGGCCCACACCCAUGAUCUCCUGGAUCCUGGCCAACCGAACCCAGGUCAGGGGUCACAACACGGAGAGGGAAAGGGUAUCUGUAUCUGCUGACGGGACUUUGGUCAUUGAGCAGGUGUCUGUUUAUGACAGGGGUCAUUACAAAUGCAUCGCCAGUAAUCCAGCUGGAGCUGAUACUGCAACAGUCCGACUGCAGGUGGUGGCUGCUCCCCCAGAUAUCGUAGAGGACAAACGGCAGCAGGUGAAAGUAGGUGUUAGCCAAAACUUGUGGCUACCCUGCACUGGCCAAGGCAGCCCUCAACCUACUAUUCACUGGGUCCUCCGUGAUGGAUGGAUGGUGCGAGCUGACAGACCUGCCCGUGACACAAGGAUAUCAGUGUAUGGGAAUGGAACCCUACACAUUAAGGAUGUGACUAAAGCUGACAGUGGCAAAUAUGAAUGUAUAGCUACCAGCUCCACUGGCUCAGAGAGAAGGGUGGUGACUCUUACAGUAGAGAAGCAAGAGUCUGCACCUCAAAUAGUGGAGACAUCCCAGCGCAUGACACAGUUGUUCUUCGAGGAUCAGCUAAGACUGAACUGUUCAGCUAUAGGAGACCCCAAACCCAGGAUCAUCUGGAGGCUGCCCUCCAAAGCUGUGGUGGACCAGUGGCACAGGAUGGGCAGCAGAAUUCAGGUCUUGGAUAACGGUACUCUUAUUGUCAGCUCUGUGAGUGAUAAAGAUGCUGGAGACUAUCUCUGUGUGGCACGAAACAGAAUUGGUGAUGAUCUACAAUUCAUGAAGGUCAGUGUGUCAAUGGAGCCUGCCAAGAUAGAGUCCAAACUCUAUGGAAAGAAGCAGGUACCUUUUGGUAAGGACUUUAAAGUUGACUGUAAAGCCUCAGGAAUACCAAAGCCAGAGAUCUCUUGGGGCUUACCGGAUGGUACAGUGGUCAACAGUGCUUUUCAGUCUGAUGCCAGCAGUGGAGGAGGGCGAGCACGGAGGUUUACACUUUUUGACAAUGGAACGCUCUACCUAAACCAGGUUGGUAUGUCAGAGGAAGGGGACUAUACCUGCUAUGCUGAGAACCAGGUGGGCAAGGAUGAGAUGCAUUUACAUAUCACCGUAGUGACCGCUGCCCCUAGGAUACGUACAACUAGCCAGACAUAUGCCAGGGUGAAGCCUGGAGGCAACAUCCGCUUUGACUGUGAAGCACUUGGGGAGCCCAAACCCAAAAUACUGUGGAUGCUGCCCACCAAUGAUGUCAUUGCAGCAUCUAAUGAACGCUACCUAAUGCAUGUCAAUGGCUCCCUGGAUAUCAGGGAUGUGAAGCUUAUCGAUGCUGGAGAGUAUGUUUGUAUGGCUCGAAAUCCUGCUGGGGAAGAUAGAAAAGUCUACAAGCUUGAUAUAGAAGGGAAUCCACCAGUGAUCAAUGGCUACCGGCAGAACAGGACUGUAAUCAAGGAUGUGGCAGCUAAAUACUCUAGGAAAUUAAUAGACUGUAGGGCUGAGGGCGAUCCCACACCGAGUAUCACUUGGAUUAUGCCCGAUAACAUCUUUCUAACAGCACCAUACUUUGGUAGCAGGAUUAGUGUCCACCAUAAUGGGACAUUAGACAUUCGUAAUGUGCGGCCGACUGAUACAGCUGAGUUUAUCUGCAUGGCGAGGAAUGAUGGAGGAGAGGCCGUAAUGGUGGUGCAGCUGGAGGUGAGCAGUGUCCUCCGAAGACCAAUCUUCAAGAACCCUUUUAACGAACGUAUUGUGUCUGGAAUUGGAAAAACCACAGUUCUGAACUGUUCUGCUGAUGGAUACCCAUUGCCAGAAAUCACUUGGACUUUGCCGAAUGGAACACGGAUUACGGGUGGUCACCACCUAGUUAACAAUGGGACUUUAGUCAUCUACAACACUGGCAAAGAAAAUGUUGGAAAGUACCGCUGUGGUGCCAAGAAUUUAAUGGGUUACAUAGAGAAGCUUAUAAUUUUGGAUGUUGGACAGAAGCCUUACAUCCUGACAAGGCCUAGGGGCAUUAUACGUGGUGUGUCUGGAGAGCCUCUUUUCCUUCAUUGUCUAUCUGAUGGGAGUCCCCGACCCAGAAUCUACUGGACCAUUCCUGGUGGCCACACUCUUACUCGCCCUCAAGUUCUUGGACGCUACCAGUUACUAGAGAAUGGUACUUUGGUUGUUCAGGAUACUACUCUCCAUGACCGGGGGAACUACGUCUGCAGGGCUCGGAGCGAUGCUGGGGAGGCUGUGCUUACUGUCCCUGUUAUUAUCAUUGCCUACCCUCCACGGAUCACAACAGGGCCACCUCCUACUGUGAGGUCACUGACCGGAACACCUAUCCAGCUCAACUGUGCUGCCACUGGGAUCCCCAAGCCAGAGAUCACCUGGGAGUUGCCCGAUCGUUCAGUUCUGUCAGCGGCACAACAGGGUCGGCCUAUGGGUAGCGAAUUGCUCCAUCCUCAGGGCACACUUAUCAUUCAAAGGCCCAAAGCCUCAGACUCUGGCAUAUACAAGUGCCUGGCAAAGAACCACCUGGGUACAGACUCAAAGAUCACAUAUGUACAUAUAUUGUGAGAAAAAAGACAAGACUGAGGGAGGGCAGUGGCAGAUCCGAAUGUAAACAUUAACAGACACAGUCACUUGUGUCUGCAAGGUACAGUGCAUGUUUUCUCACAUGUGGAUUUGUGAGAAUCAGGGCUUGUGGAAUAUUGUUUUUAAAAGUGACAAAAGUGGAUUAAAAAAUAAACAGAGCACAAGGAGAGAAAGGAAACAGACAUUUUAUAGGGAGAAAAACAUGUUUUUUUAAACUAGAAAAGCUAGCCUGGGGCCAGUAGUUGUUAUUGUAACUUUGGGACUGGGGGUCUGGAAAUUCAUAGGUGGUUCUCAUUUGGGGUAGUUCUCACGGGAGCAAGAAGGCCAGUGCAUAGAGGCAAACUUGAAGUGAUUUCUCUGACCAGGCGUUGCUGGCCACACAUAGGGAUACCAUUACAACACAUACAGAGACAGAGAAAAAAAAAAAGUGUAAUAGAUUGAAAGAGUGAAAAUAUGCUCCCAAGAGGCUUUUAACUUCCUUCAGACGCUGGUCAGAAGUUGUUGCUGUCAUGACACAUUGCUUUGUCAAUUUAAAGCAAAUGAAAAAGACAACAAGCAGUGUAUAUAGUAAAAUAUCUUUCAAGAGUAAUUUGUGGAAUUUAACAGGAAGAAAAUAGAUUUUUUUUAAAUAUAUGAGGCUUGUUUUACACUGGAUACAUACCUGCAUGGACGGUACAAUGAACUUCUUUAUUAUGCUUUUUAUAUUUUGAUGACAGUUUAAAGCAGAUUCCUUCAUGUCUAUUCACAGUGCAGUUCAUUGGUCAAAAACCCCAAAAACAAACAAAACACACUAUCAAUCUAUUGUGUUGUACACAAGAAUGUACAGUAAUGUUAUACAUUAUGCUAAUCUGUAAUAAUACAGUAUAUGUAUGUCUAUUUGUAGUAUCUACUUUAUCAAAGUAUGGGAGACAAAAUGAAAUUUAAAA